Drosophila sulfurigaster albostrigata is the source of this 623-nucleotide messenger RNA. RefSeq names its product heparan sulfate 2-O-sulfotransferase pipe-like. The transcript has 2 exons. The coding region runs from base 84 to 320 and encodes 78 amino acids. The record is from RefSeq and is a predicted model, not a curated record. NCBI's taxonomy places the organism in Eukaryota, Metazoa, Arthropoda, Insecta, Diptera, Drosophilidae.
UAGUUGGCACUUGGGAGCAUACCAAUGAAACCCUUGCUGUGCUUGAGGCCUAUAUACCGCGUUACUUUGCGGAUGCCUCUAGAAUGUAUUACUCUGGUCUCCAUAUGGAAAAAUCGAAUGAUAAUCCCAUGAAACCGCACAUUAGGCAGGAGAUCAUUGACAUGGUGCGUCGUAAUUUUACGCGCGAAAUCGAAUUCUAUCAAUUUUGUCGACAGCGGCUGCAUAAACAGUAUCUGGCAUUAAAACUGAACGAUCUUAUGCGCAUGGAUGAUAGUUUAGUCAAUUUAAAGCAAGCCAAUGAACUUGCCAUUAGAGAUUAGGUAGCUUAAGUAGUGAAAGUUAAUAAAAGAAAUAUGCAAUUUAUUUAAUUGAAAAAUCAAGCUGACUUUGUAAGUGCUUUUAAUUUUGCCUAUCAGCAAAUUUUAGGAAUGAUUAUUGAUUUCCUUUUCAUGGAAUUUAAUCGCUGUCUUGCUUUUAACUUGACCUAAACGCAGUCAAGCAACUUGCUAUUGCCUAUCAAUAUCUUAAGCGGUCUCUGCACACUAACUUGUCUUCAAACUCGAGACUAACACAAAACCGAACAAAAGGCGAAUAUUAUAGUGAAUCCAAAUUUAAUUCCUGCC